AUGGCAAGCGUUCCAGGUGUGCCCAUGCUCGGCUUGGGAGUGGGGCGGGCCCAGGCGCUGCGCCAUGAGGUCCAUGUCCGGUCAGUACCCGCCGCAGGGCGAGUGGCAUCGCAGCUUCAGUACCGCUGCUUUGGCACCGACUCCCUUAGAGGUCGGGCUGGGCUGCUCCUUCCGGGCGCGCUGGUGGCCGCAUCCCUCAGGCGGCGCAGCACCUGGAGAGGGGUGAGGCACGUGGCAAACGCUACGAAGUAUGACUUCGACCUCUUCACCAUCGGCGGCGGCAGCGGCGGUGUGCGCGGCUCGCGCUGGGCCGCCAUGCAAUACGGCGCCAAGGUGGCGGUGGCCGAGCUGCCCUUUGCCAUCGUGAGCAGCAAACUCACAGCGGGUGGUUUGGGAGGAACUUGUGUGAUCCGCGGCUGUGUGCCGAAGAAGUUAUUGAUCUAUGGAAGCCACCUCUUGGAGGAUCUCAAGGAUGGCGAGGGGUAUGGAUGGUCUUUGCCGGACGGCGUGACCCCGAGCCUUGAUUGGGAGAAACUCAUCGAAGCAAAGAACGAGGAGGUGACACGUCUGAAUGGCAUCUACAAGAAGCUGCUGGCUGGCGCAGGGGUGGAGCAUUUCGAAGGCUACGCGCGCAUCAUCGACCCCCACACAGUGGAGGUGAACGGUCAGCGGCAUACGGCCAAGUACAUCUGUGUCGCCACGGGUGGUCGGGCACAGAGGUUGCCAAUCCCCGGAUGCGACUUAGAUGGCGUUUUGACCAGCGAUGAAGCCCUGGCGCUUCCCAAGAGGCCAGAGAAGUUGGUGGUCAUUGGUGGUGGCUACAUCGCGGUCGAGUUCGCUGGCUUCUUCCAUGGUUAUGGGACGGAAGUGCACCUGGUCUUCCGGCAGGAUCAGCCCCUUCGUGGCUUUGAUGAGGACGUGCGCUCGCACCUCUUGGAGCUCACCAAGGCCAGGGGCAUCCACGUUCAUUCAGGUGAGAGCCCGCUCUCGAUCGAGGCGCGACAGUUUCGUGCAUCCACCGGGUUCGGCGCUGCGACUGGCGACUUCGAGGUGCUUGGCGUGUGUGUGCUUUACAGUGGUUAUGUUCCGAUGGUCGGUGAAGAGUCCUUUUGUGAUCUGGUCUUUUUCUUCACGCGUUUGAUCAGAAGCAAGGAGAGCAAGGAGAACAAGGAGCAGGGCCACAUGCCCAAGCUCAGGGCAGUGGCAGUGCCAUGCCAUUUGCACGAGGGAGGCUACUAUAGCGACGAUGCCAAGAAGACCAAUGCCCUGGAUCUUCUCAAGGAACUCCGUGGGACGGCGUCGUUGCACAGCUCAAUGCUUAAAGAGCUGCGACAGCUUUACAAGCAAUUGCGGGUGGAGCUGAAGGAUGACAUCUAUGAGCUCGUGGAGCAGGUGAAGGCGGAGCAAGUGUCCAGAAGCACUCCAGGCCUCGACCAACCCCGCGGGACAUCAGGCUACUCCGGACGUGGUGUGACUUCGGCCGAUGACCUGCGAGCAGCAGGCGUGGCAGAGAGAUUUGGAGGCCGCCUCGACAGCAAGGAGGAGACCGAAGCCACGUCCUUCGCACACCCACAUGUGCCGGACGAACGCGUGACCUUCGAAGACGUGGAAGAUGUGGAGGAUGAGAGUGGUGACGGAAAGCGGACAGCCUGGGAGGAGUCCAGACCCAACAUCCGCGCCAGCGUGGCCAGCUGCGCGAGCUUCUCUGCGAGGGCCCGUCUCAAGAGAACGACCACGACACACAGCCUGGACCACGUCAAGGAGGACUGGGCCAGGGAGUUUGGCCAAGGAGAGCGAACCCCAGCGGUGCCUCUGGGCAAGAGUCGCUACCCGUCUUCGGUGGACCUCAUCAAGGCAAGCCUGGACGUGGACGAAGAUGCCGGUUGGGUCGAGAGGAUGGUGACCCAAGACUACUUUGACUAUGUGAUGGGAUUCAUCUUAGCAUUGAAUGCCAUCAUCGUAGGCGUCCAAGUGGAUUUGGUCUCUAGAGAAGCUCGCGAUCCUGCCUGGUCCAGGGUCAUCGAUUUGACCUUCUGCUCCAUCUUUGUGAUCGAGCUACUGCUGCGUACAAAGGCAUAUGGUAAGAAGUUCUUCAGUAUGGACGGUUGGCAGUGGAACGUCUUUGACCUCUUCGUGGUGGUCUUCAGCGUUGCAGAUGAGGCCACGAAGCUGGUCUUGAGCGAUUCCGAGGUUCAGGAGGUCUUUGAAAGCUUUGGCAUGCUGCGGCUGCUGAGGCUGGGCCGUAUCGUGCGCUUGGUGCGGAUGGUACGCUUGAUCCCAGCGCUGAAGUCCAUGGUCUAUCUCAUCCUAGCGUCUUUGAAGAGCUUCCUGUGGACGGUGGUUCUCCUGAUCAUCCUCAUGUACUGCGUGGCAGUCUAUUUCACUGAGUUGGCCUAUGAUCUUCGGAACAAGCAUCCUCAGAAGGACUUCAGCAGCUUAGGUAGCACCUGGGGAUCCAUUGGCAAUUCCAUCUUGUCCCUUUUCCAAGCCAUCACUGGUGGCAAUGACUGGCACAAUUUCAUCUCCGUGUUCGACGACUAUGUGGGGAGCAGCACAUCAACGAACACUUUGGUCUUCUCUAUUUUCAUCGCCUUCGCUACUCUAGUGAUGAUGAACUUAGUCACCGGUGUCUUCGUGGAUGGCGCGCAGCGCAUUGCGCGGGAGGAGAAGAAUCAGGACCUGUUGAAGCAUGUGCGCAGGCUUUUAGCUCCUGAGCGCAUCAAAACGCCACGAGCCUCCAUCUUCAUACACGGAGAGUUUUCCUUUGACGAUGGCGACCGACUCAUCACGUGGCAGGAAUUCUGCAAGAAGCUGGAAUCUGAAGAGAUGAAGGCUUACCUCACCGCCUUUGAGCUAGACGACAGCCAGGCGAAGGACAUUUUCUACAUCCUUGACCAAGAGCGAGUGGGAAAAGUGACGAUGCGAGAGUUCUUCUCAGCUUGUGUGAACCUCCAUGCGACACCCAGGCUGGCCGACACGGCCAUUUUACGCCACUUGAUUCAGCGGACCUUUGCAGACCUCUUGGAGAGGAUCAACAAGUUGGAUGUGCGACUUGGAGGAACAGAAGCUUGGGUCGAGCCACAACAGCCAAGCUUCGUCAAAGACACCAGGAGACGCGGAGAAGACGGACUCCCGAUCUCCACCUUUCAUGAUAACGUGGUUUCGAUGCCAACACCCGGGAAGAGACCCACAUGGGUUCUGCCCGAUCCAGAGGAUGACUGA
Durusdinium trenchii is the source of this 3222-nucleotide messenger RNA. The record is from the annotation of a GenBank genome assembly. NCBI's taxonomy places the organism in Eukaryota, Dinophyceae, Suessiales, Symbiodiniaceae.